ACUUGUUAGAGGUAACACCCUGAGGUGCUCCCUUCAUUGGCUUUGUUGCAUUAAUGCAUGCAGUGAGAAAAGAUUAACCAGAAUUGGGAUUUGAUUUCAAGAACGCUUCUGCCCGGUAUCUCAUCACGGAAUGUUUGUAUCCCUGAGCAGGUCACUGCAUCAGAAAAUGGAAAUCAUGAGGACACAUACAUUCACACAGCUCUCAAAAUAUGUUAUUUUGCUUGUCCUCAUGUUUGAGUGUGUGAAAGGAGAUGAGGAAAGUGAGGGAACCAGUGAAGACCAGACAUCCACAGAGAAUUGUUGCAAGAAAUGCGACUGUUAUCUGCCACCCAAAGAGAAUUGUUGCAAGAAAUGCUGCAGUCAGCUGCAACCCAAAGACAGAAAUUGUAAGAAAAUCUGCAAAAUGCUGAAACGCAAAGACGCUGACUGUCAGAAAAUCUGCAAAACAAUAAAAGAUGAAGACAGAGUUUGUAAGAAAAUUUGCAAAAAGAGAAAAUCAAAAGAUGAAUGUUGUGAGAAUUUAUGCCGUCUCGAAGAAACUCUAACAUCAGAUAAAUGUGAGGUACUUGUCCAGAAUCUAACUACAACAUGCAAUCUAAAGGCAAAGAACAUUAAGAACAAAUUACAAAGGAGAUGUGUAAGAGCCACAGCUGAUUGUGAAGCUUCUGACAAAGACAGUAUCACACAAAUACACUCAAGAUAUAAAGCUUAUUGUAGAAAAUUAAACAGCUCAAGUUUUAAAGGAAUAACACUUGUUGCCAAUUCUUCAUGGGUCGGUGAAAGAGCCACUCAAGAACAAAAUGUUGACAUUGAGGUAGUCCUCCCAGAGGAAUUGUUCAGGAAAUCAAUGGAGCAGCAGAAUGAUUUCUCGAGCAUCACCUUCUCAUUAUUCAAUGAUACAUCACUGUUUGAGGAUGAAAAGAACAGUACUAUCUUAAAUAAUAACGUGAUUGAAAUUGCUGUAGGAAACACAAGCAUUCAUAACCUCACUGCGUGUGUGAAUAUUACAGUUAAGCUUAAGUCAAAAAUGCUGAAUAACUUCUCUCAACAUUGUGUCUUCUGGUCUGAAAAUGAAGAUGACAACUCAACAGGUCAUUGGGAUACUACUGGUUGUAAAACAACAGUUCAGGAUAGCCAUAUCAUAUGUCAGUGUGACCAUCUCUCCUACUUUGCUGUGUUAUUGGACUUCAGUGAUACCAACAACACCGUGGAUGAGAAAGUUUUGAUUUCAUUGAUGUACAUCUCACAGAUUGGUUGUGGUAUUUCUGCCAUCUUCUCAGCCACCACAAUAAUCAUUUACUGUGUAUUCAGGAAAAUUAAAAGCGAUCAUGUCACAAAGAUCCACAUGAACCUCUGUGCUGCCAUAUUUCUCCUGAAUGUGAACUUCUUGACCAACGUGUGGCUCAGUAUGGUGAAAAAUGAAAGUCUAUGUAAGACCAUUGCUGUUUUUCUACAUUAUUCAUUGCUGUGUACUUUUACCUGGAUGGGAAUUGAAGCAUUUCAGCUGUACCUGCUGCUGAUCAAAGUUUUCAACACCUACAUAAAACACUACAUACAAAAACUGGCUGUUAUCGGUUGGGGCCUUCCAGCAAUUGUGGUGCUUAUAUGUAUCGCGAUACCAGACAUUUAUGGCGAGUUUGUGAUUGAGAAACGAGACGGGAAGAAUACUUCAAUGUGCUGGAUAAAAGAAAAGGUGGCUCAUUACAUUACAAACUGUGGCUAUUUCAGCAUUAUAUUCUUUGGAAAUACAAUAAUACUAAUCACAGUCUGUACCAAGCUAUUUUAUCUGAAAAGACAACGCACUGAAGAACAAGGGUCUGCUUGGAAGGAUCUGUGGACAAUUCUUGGCCUCUGUUGCCUAUUGGGCGUAACCUGGGCUUUAGCUUUCUUUUCCUUUGGACCACUCCGUCUGGUUGAAAUCUACCUGUUCACCAUCUUCAACUCCUUGCAAGGAUUUUUCAUAUUCCUGUGGUAUUGGGCUAUGAAAAAACCAUCGAAAGACGAAAUAUCAAGUUAUACAACCUCAACAUAGAGAAGGAAUGGUGAAAGUGAAACAACUUGCCUUCCAUUCACCUUUCGGAUGUGUUUCAAAACAAACUUUUGUUUUUAAAAAGAAUCUUACCACUUGUAUAUUGUGUGAAAUGCGUACAGUUGUUUGGUCUAUGUAUGGGUUCAGCGUAUGCUCAGAAUCCGCACACAAACGUCCAUUACCCCUUAGCUCAGAGAACCAUCUAUUCUGAAGGCCAGUGCCAAUAUAAAAUUAAAUGCUAUGUCAAAUCAUGCCCAUUAGAUGAGGGCUAAUGAUCAGUUGAAAUGAGGAGUUGUCUCAAUUCCAACUGCUGUAAAAUUAUCAGAAUUAGUUCCGGUUGAUCACCAAAGACCUAAGCAGGAGAGAAUUGAGAAAGCAAAUUCUUCAAUUUGUUUGAAAGCUGCAAAGGCUAAACUAAUAGGUGGUGGAGACAGUGAUAUAGUGGUGCCCCUGAACUCAUCAUCCGGUCCCCCAGGUUAAUAUUCUAAGGACAUAGGUUUGAAUCCUACCAAGACAGAUGAUGAAAUUUGAAUUCAAUAAAAAUCUGGAAUUCAAACUGAGCCUCAGGACUGAGAUGAGGAAAGAUUUCUUCACUCAGACUAGCAAACCUGUGACAGUCUCUACCACAGAAGGCUGUGGAAGCCAAAUCAGUUUGAGACUCCAAUACCUUUACUUUUCAAAUGCACCAAACAUCUCAAUUGAAUCUAUAAACCCUCCUGUUUCAUCUGAGUUGGAUUUGGAGAGUGUAAACACUUGGCAAAGAGAUAUUAAAUAUACUUUACACUGAAAAGUGGGAUCCAAUCAUCACCACUUUCCUACCUUCAUUCUGAUUGUCUUUAACUUGAAAGGCUCAAAGAUAGCCUUCCCAACUCAUUCUGUGAUGAUGAGGCCUAACUUUAUCCUGUUACGCAUAUAGGCCACAAUAUAAUAGUCAAACAACUAAAAUUCUGUUCAGAAAAUAAAUGACAGUUCAAGACCCACUAGGAAGUUUUUAUUUUAGCUGCUUUUCUUUGUGCUCAGGAAUAUUUCAUACUUUUGAAACCAAUGUGCAGGACACAAUUUAUCUUCUUUAUCGAGUAAUUAAAGAGGUGUGAGAAAGCAUUUUCUGGAAAGUGCUCUCUAAAUUAUCAGAAGCAUUGACACACCUUAUGUCAAGACAAUGUAGCAUUGUUUGUUUGAUAUAUUUUUGAUGAACCCAUGUAGGAAUCCCUACUGUCUCCAAUAGUUAGCUUCUGUUUAUGUGAACAUAGUAUGUAUUGUAUUAGUUGACUGUUUCUGCUUAUCACGGAAUGUGCAAGAGUUGUUAAUUGGCUGCUUAGCUAAAAAAAGUAUUGAAAAUGAUUUGAGUCAAAAAAAGCUCAAGCUCCUAUAACAUAACGGGUGAUUAAUAAAUUGUCCUCUGCAAUCACUUGCUAACGCGUACUAUUGUCUACCUAGGAAAUUCUGUAUCACUAUUGGAACGAUGUUGUGAAACUUGAAAGGGUUCUGAAAAGAUUUACAAGGAUGUUGCCAGGGUUGGAGGAUCUGAGCUACAGGGAGAGGCUGAACGGGCUGGGGCUGUUUUCCCUGGAGCGUCAGAGGUUGAGGGGUGACCUUAUAGAGGUUUUCAAAAUUAUGAGGGGCAUGGAUAGGGUAAAUAGGCAAAGUCUUUUCCCUGGGGUGGGGAGUCCAGAACUAGAGGGCAUUAGUUUAGGGUGAGAGGGGAAAGAUAUAAAAGAGACCUGAGGGGCAACUUUUUCACGCAUGUAUGGUGGUGCAUGUAUGGAAUGUGCUGCCAGAGGAAGUGGUGGAGGUUGGUACAAUUGCAAAAUUUAAGAGGCAUUUGGAUGGGUAUAUGAAUAGGAAGGGUUUGGAGGGAUAUGGGCCAGGUGCUGGCAAGUGGGACUAGAUUGGGUUGGGAUAUCUGGUCGGCAUGGACAGGUUGGACCGAAGGGUCUGUUUCCAUGCGGUACAUCUCUAUGACUAUAACUCUAUGGUCACAGGUUCUGUGGUUCAGUCUAGCUGAUGAGUCCGAUCAUACAGCCAUAUCUCCACUCACACAUUAUAGUUUAAUAGAAAUAAACUUUACUUAGAACAAUUGAUUAUAUUGAUUACAACUGGACAUACGCAGGUGAAUGCAAGGAACUUGAGUUUGACCAUUUCACAAGAAUGUGGUGCCAUGCAGUUUGUACCUCAAUGAAUUAAAUGGAAUAUUGCAAAUGUAA
Molecule: messenger RNA, 4233 nt
Organism: Hemiscyllium ocellatum (epaulette shark)
Lineage: Eukaryota; Metazoa; Chordata; Chondrichthyes; Orectolobiformes; Hemiscylliidae
Product: adhesion G-protein coupled receptor G5-like
Exons: 19
Coding region: 131-2032 (633 amino acids)
Biological process (GO): adenylate cyclase-activating G protein-coupled receptor signaling pathway; cell surface receptor signaling pathway
Cellular component (GO): membrane
Molecular function (GO): G protein-coupled receptor activity
Source: RefSeq, a predicted model, not a curated record